This is a messenger RNA of Trichogramma pretiosum, 1300 nucleotides long. RefSeq names its product GTP:AMP phosphotransferase AK3, mitochondrial-like. Bases 536 to 1228 code for a protein of 230 amino acids. Lineage: Eukaryota; Metazoa; Arthropoda; Insecta; Hymenoptera; Trichogrammatidae. Gene Ontology annotation, molecular function: AMP kinase activity; ATP binding. The transcript has 5 exons. Gene Ontology annotation, cellular component: cytoplasm; mitochondrion. The record is from RefSeq and is a predicted model, not a curated record. Gene Ontology annotation, biological process: nucleobase-containing compound metabolic process.
CGUGGAUAAACGGUUGUAGUUUCGAUUGUUCUCAGUACCUGUAGUAGUUUCGAUCCGUUGUCGAUGCAUGCACGAUUCCAAAGUGCAGAAGAAGGAACAAUUAGCUAGAUAGAAAAUGGCCGGUACAGAGAGCACACACGCAGCGUGGAAAUAUGUUGCUGUAAUCCCCUCUUUUAACUGAUAUGCGCUAGGCACACUCCGGACAAUCGCAUAUGUAAUACAUAAUACUUAACUAGCGGCAAGUGUUGAGCGUACGUGUGUGCACUGCGUCGCUCGAUCAACGUGCGCGCGCGAGAGCUACGCGCCUUUUGCGUCGACAUAAUAUAAUAGAUAUCAGCGAUCAUUGCACGCGCGCUUUCGGAGAGAGACGACAAUCGGCCGACGAGGCGCGCAAAAGUGCAGAGCGAAGGGAAUUCUACGUAAGUAAUCCGACCGAUCGAGAUCGAGAACGCACGAGUGACGACGAUCGGAAAGUGGCAUUUAUUACGUACGUAAUAUUAAAAUACAAGAGAGCAAGGACAAGCUUCGGCACAUCAUGGUUCAGCUAGUUUCGGGCUUCGCCAGCUCGGCGGCUGCGGCUCGGAGCGGCUUCAGGGCCAUCAUUCUGGGCGCACCGGGCUCGGGCAAGGGCACCAUAUCGGCCCGCAUCGUCGACCUGCUGCGAGUCACGCACAUAUCAACCGGCGACAAACUGAGGCAACAUAUCGCCGAUCGGACCGAACUUGGAGAACGAGUGAAACGAUAUCUCGAUUCGGGCAAUCUAGUUCCAGAUGACGUGAUGAUUAAUCUCAUCGACCGAGAGAUAAAUGCAUUGAAGGGAAAGAACAACUGGCUUCUGGACGGAUUUCCGAGGACUCUGUCGCAGGCCGAAGCUCUGCAGAGGAUUCAACCGGUUUGCCUGGUCAUCAACGUUGACAUACCGCAUCGGGUUAUAAUUGACAGGUUGAAAAAUCGUUGGGUGCAUCUGCCCAGUGGCCGAGUGUACAAUCUCGGUUUCAACGAUCCCAAAGUACCGGGCCGCGACGACGUGACCAACGAACCAUUGAGCCAACGUCCGGACGAUCGGCCGGAGAUCGUCGAGAAACGCUUGCAACGACAUGCCGAGAUGUCCGCUUCCGUCAUAGCCUUUUAUGAGCGUUUGAACUUGUUGAAAUCGUUCUCCGGUGAAACGACAGACAGCAUUUGGCCCUCGAUACAGCAGCACCUGACGCAGUUCCUCGAAGUCUGACCCCACGUUUCGCAGUCGGUCGCGUACUAAUCGAUUGUUCAGAUACUUCAAUAAAUCGACCGAUUGCAUUGA